This is a messenger RNA of Petromyzon marinus (sea lamprey), 966 nucleotides long. NCBI's taxonomy places the organism in Eukaryota, Metazoa, Chordata, Hyperoartia, Petromyzontiformes, Petromyzontidae. The record is from RefSeq and is a predicted model, not a curated record.
UUAGACACUCACUUAGACACUCACUUAGACACUCACUUAGACACUCACUUAGACACUUAGACACUCACUUAGACACUCACUCAGCUCCCCUCACCGCUCUCCCUCCACUCACCCCCGACUUCCGCAAAGCCCUGGACACGGCCUGUGUCCGCUGCUUCCGUGACUUCACUCCGUCUGUACAGGAGGACGAAGGCCGUGCAGCCAUCCUGGCUGGCAUCGAGAGAUUUGUCCGCAGGGAAUACGACAGACGUGCACGUCUCUGUCUCUUUGGCUCAUCCCGUAAUGGGUUCGGCUUCCAGGAGAGUGACCUGGACAUCUGCAUGACUCUAGAAGGUCACGACACUGCCGAGGAGUUGAACUGCAAGGAGAUCAUUGAGGAGCUGUCUCGUGUGCUGAGACGUCACCCCGGCCUCCGUAACAUCCUCCCCAUCACCACUGCGAAGGUUCCCAUCGUCAAGUUUGAACAUCGCAGCACUGCCCUGGAGGGAGACAUCAGCCUCUACAACACACUCGCUCAGCACAACACCAGGAUGCUGGCGACCUACGCACAGCUUGACCCUCGCGUCCAGAUCCUCGGAUACACCCUCAAGGUGUUCGCCAAGGUGUGUGACAUUGGCGAUGCUUCCCGUGGAUCUCUCUCCUCCUACGGCUACAUUCUGAUGCUGCUCUACUUCCUGCAGCAGCGUCAGCCGCCAGUAGUCCCUGUCCUGCAACAGCUGUACGAGGGAGCUGAUCAGGGCAAGCCGCCUCCAGUGGUCUCUGUGGACGGCUGGAACGCUUACUACUUUAGUGACAUCAAACAGCUGGUAACUAUCACUAACUAGCACUAUAACUAGUACUAACUAUAACUAGUACUAACUAUCACUAUCUAUCACUAUCACUAACUAUCACUAUCACUAACUACUACUUUAGUGACAUCAAACAGCUGGUAACUAUCACUAACUAGCACUAUAACUAGUACUAACU